GCGAGAGAAAGAGAGAGAGAGAAGAGAGAGAAAAACAGAGAGAGAGGAGAGAGAGAGAGAGAAAAAGAGAAAAGGGAGUAAGAGAGCGAAAAACCCCCCUCGAGAGAGAGAGGGACAGAGUAAAACCGAGAGAGAGAAAGAGAGAGAGAGAGAGAGACCACCGCCUUUAGCUUCGAUUUGACCAUCGCAAAGAGAGACUGUGCGUGUGCAACAAUCCGGUGCCUCUGUUCAUCGUCGUCGUCAUCAUCGUCAGUCGUGGUGAACGUGUGCGAAAAAAAAAAUAAUAAUAAUAAUAAUCGACGAUGUCCAAUGUCAAUAUCUCGGGUGCCUAUUCGCGAGUUAUUAUUAUGUGAUAUAACACUAUUUACUAUACAACGCCCAGUGUGUCCUGCCGCAGAGGGAAUAGAAAGAGAGAGAGAAAGAACCCUCCAAGAUAUAAUGUCACCUAGACACGGAUUCUACAUCCCUCAAAAUCAUCAUCAUCAUCACCAUCAAUAUGAUUCCCUCUGUCAAAAUUCAUUUUUACGACAAUGACAACAUUUUUUUUCUCUCAAAACACUGCCAGUUUUCUUGAUAUAAUACCAAUAAGCUGCCUAAAAACCACUAUUGCCGCCAAGGUGUAGAGUGAUGGAAAGUGAGAAGAUUUGAAAAAAAAAAAUAACCGAGUGCAGCAAAACGAAGCAACAGAUUGGAAUCUAGAAAUUUUUUGUGUCACGGAUCGCUUAUCAAGACGGUAGAGUAUUAUACCUUUUCCUAGCAAAAGGACUUCCACUUGUCACAACACACAAAGUCGUGGAGUGCUUCAUCAUCGCCGGGCACAAUGGCUUGGAAAUUGUUUGAGCACGAACGAUGGCCGAUUCACGCGGCUUCAAACCAAUAAAUCAACUGUGGAGUGUUGCGUCAGGAGUGGCAUCAUCGGACAUUGAUUCCGAGUGUCUUUAUGAGGAUAUAUCGAGUCUCUCGGGUCCUCAGGAUUCAGAGGAGGGUCCCCGUAUAAUUCCACGUAAUUUUAUUGAACAACAACAACGUGUACGUCGUAGCAAAAGAAAAGAAGACGGACGUACAACAAGAAGAAAAAUUAUAAAUAACGGCACAAGUGCUGCUACUACUGGCGUUGGUAUUGAUAAUAACGUAACGUCCAGGGUGGAGGAUAAAUAUGGAGUUCGAGGCAGUUAUGGGGAGUCUGGGCCUCAUGCCGCAUUUGAUGCGGGUUCAACAACACUCAAGCUGACGAGAGGGCGAAAAGUUUCAUCUCGAUAUCUUCAAACAACAACCACCACCACGACUACCACGUAUCAUCACGGGGGACGGAUUCCCCGCUUUAGUUCUAGACCAACGCGUCAUCAUUUUGCCCGCAGCCCAUUCAGUAAUGAGACGCAGGAAGAAGUACAAGAGGACGACGAAGCCACUCUUAGAGAGUUGCUUGUAAGUCUGCAGAAACAGGUCAGCGUUAUGAGUAUGAACUUGAGUGCCAAGCUGGAUGAGCUGCAGCAACGGGGUGACCGUCAACUAGAAACGACUGUCGCCCUAUGUGAGAUACGCACGCAACUGCAGGAGCUGACAAAAAGUGUCGAGUCCUGUCAAAGCGAGGUCAGCGAAGUCAAGAGAGACAUGGUCGCGAUUAAGCACGAAUUAGAUACAGUGCAGCAGGUAAAGGAAGAAAUAGAAGAAUUAAGAGAAUAUGUAGAGCGUCUAGAAGAGCAUACGCAUAGGAGAAAACUACGACUUCUAGAACAGGGGUUGACGUUUUUCCUUUCGUAUGCUAUACUAGCUGCUGUGCUGGGAAUGCUGCAGUUCGGAUACAAUACUGGCAUCAUUAAUUCACCGGAAAAGAAUAUUGAGAGUUUCAUGAAAGAUGUACAUAAAGCAAGGUAUGGAGAAGACAUGUCAGACAGUACAGCCAACAAUUUAUAUUCACUGGCAGUCAGUAUAUUUGCCAUCGGAGGAAUGCUUGGAGGAUUUAGUGGGGGAACAAUUGCUAACAGAUUUGGCAGAAAAGGAGGCUUAUUGCUAAACAACGUGCUGGGCGUCGUAGGGGCAUGCCUCAUGGGCUUCACAAAAAUUGCCCAUUCAUAUGAAAUGUUGUUCUUUGGCCGUUUUAUCAUAGGUGUGAAUUGUGGUUUAAACACAUCAUUGGUUCCAAUGUACAUAUCGGAGAUAGCACCAUUGAACCUAAGAGGCGGCCUAGGCACGGUGAACCAGCUCGCUGUUACGGUGGGCCUCCUAGUCUCCCAGGUGCUGGGUAUAGAACAAAUUCUUGGUACAAAUGAUGGCUGGCCUGUUCUUUUGGGACUUGCCAUUUGUCCUGCCAUUUUACAACUAUUACUCCUGCCAAUUUGUCCAGAAUCACCGAGAUAUUUACUUAUAACCAAACAAUGGGAAGAGGAGGCAAGAAAAGCUUUAAGAAGAUUAAGAGCUAGUAAUCAAGUAGAGGAAGAUAUUGAAGAAAUGAGAGCAGAAGAAAGAGCUCAACAGGCAGAAUCGACAAUUUCAAUGACGGAAUUAAUAUGCAGUCCAACAUUGAGGGCGCCACUUGUCAUUGGAAUUGUAAUGCAACUUUCGCAACAACUAUCCGGAAUUAAUGCUGUAUUUUACUAUUCAACGAGUUUGUUUAUAAGCUCGGGCUUAACGGAAGAGAGUGCCAAGUUUGCUAACAUUGGUAUAGGAUCAAUUAUGGUUGUAAUGACAAUCGUUUCCAUUUUCCUCAUGGACAGAACUGGGAGGCGAACAUUACAUUUGUAUGGUCUCGGUGGAAUGUUUAUCUUUUCCAUAUUCAUCACAAUCUCCUUCCUCAUAAAGGAGUUUUUUGGUUACGUACAGGAAAUGAUUGACUGGAUGUCCUAUCUUUCGGUGGUAUCAACGCUCAGUUUUGUAAUGUUCUUUGCCGUGGGGCCUGGUUCCAUUCCCUGGAUGAUAACAGCCGAACUUUUCUCCCAAGGACCAAGGCCUGCAGCCAUGUCCAUUGCUGUACUUGUCAAUUGGAUGGCUAAUUUUGUGGUUGGAAUUGGUUUUCUAAAAAUGAAGAGUGCUCUUGAAAACUACACGUUCCUGCCGUUUAGUGCAUUUCUAGCCAUCUUUUGGAUCUUUACAUAUAAAAAAGUCCCGGAAACGAAAAAUAAGACAUUCGAAGAAAUUUUAGCAUUAUUCAGGCACAAUAAUGGCAGGAGCAGUUUGCGGGAUAGUAGACUUUAUGGGAGCAUGCUAAACUGUGUGAAUGCGUUAGAGGGACACAUACCACCAGCAGAGAGCGCAGCCCUGAUGGUGGCCGAGGAGAAGCCACAUCCUGAUUCAUUUGUAUUUGCAGCUGGCUCAGAGCGCUCUUCCGUCGCACCCGCUCAACCCGAGAGGCCACCGCCCCCGCUUCCCCCGCCACGCUGUCCGAACAGCGGUGUCUGACAAUGGGAAACUCCUCUUAAUAUUGGGAAUCUGAUGAUAAUGAAUACACCGAACCCAUUGCCAUUACUAUUUAAUGCAAACAGCCUCAAUUUAGAGUACCAGCUUUACGAAUUAAUUAUACAGCGUAGUAAAGCCUGUUCUGCAUUUAUAAAACGAAAUUUACGUCGUAAAUCAACGGAAAACACGUCAUGGAGUGUGAAUUUCGACAGACAAUGUAUAGAAUAUUAAAAAAAAAGGACCUUUAGGUGUUUUUUUUUAGAAAAAAAAACAGUGCCUACUGUCCAAAGAGUGUCACAUUAAAUUCGAUUUUAAAGAGUACAUAUUAUAAUUCUAAUAAUACUAAUAUUGCAUUCGAAAGACUUUUUAUCUAAAAACACGUAUAAAAAAAAAAAUUCUCGUAUGCACAUAUAUAAAUAUAGUGUGUAUAUUUUGUUUUUCUUUUUAAUUUCCACAUCAAAAAUUGUAGAUAUAUCGAGGAAUAUAUGAGGAAUAUAAUUAAUGAAUGAUCAAAUUAUAAAUAAUUUAAUGUAUGAGAGAGAGAGAAAAUGUUGAGAAAAUACUGUCAACGCGCAGUGCUGUACAAAUUCAGCGUUUAAUUAUGUAUAUCUAUAUAUAUAUAUAUAAAAAAUAUAAUGACUAGGAAAGAAAAAAUUUUUAAGUUUGAAAAACUAAAAAAGGAAAAAGGACACGAAAAUUAUAUUUGUGUCUAAAAUAAUAUUAGUUAGAAAAAUUGUCUCGUAAGCAGGUCGUAUACAGACGAAACAUGGAGCUGGACUCUUCCUUAAAAAAAAAAACUAGCAUUUUUGCAUUAAUUUAAAAAAAAAAAAAAAUUAACAACAAAAAAUUUUAAUUUUUUUUUUUCGUAUAAAGUAAGAUUUUUCGGAAGCAACCCCUAAACGUUAGGAUGGCUUAUAUUAUAAUUAAACAAUUUUAAAAUAAUAUUGUAAUUAAAAUUUAAUUGUUAAGAUUUUUAAAAACGAAAAUCAAUAUAUAAAAAAUAUUUUUUAAGACUAGAUUUAAUUUAAAAAAAGAAAAAGAAAAUCAUGUUCCGUCAGUGUACUCCCAAUUUAUGGAACAUUAAUUAUUCUGUUUCCUAAAUUGUAAGUAUCGUUUACCAUUUGGGUAAAAUCAUGCACUCUUAUCUCUUCAAAAAAAAAAAGACCUGUUCGACAGAUGCUCAAAGGUUUUUUAGGUCUAUAACAAUUAUUAUCUAACUUGUAACUUUAUAUCUCUGCGACUAUUCUUUUUAACAUAAUUCCAAACCAGUAUUGAAAAAAAUAUAUAUUACCACUCGAAGGUCAUGAAUAGUUUCAAUGUAUGAAAAAAAAAAAAAAAAAAAUCUCUCGGGAAAGUUCUUUGUGCCUAGAUUUAUUAAAAAAAAAAACUCGAACUAGAUUAUUAAAAUUUAUCACCUCUAUAAAAAAAAAAAUUCAAUAAAAAUUUAGUUUUUUUUUUAUAUAACUAUUUAAAAAUGCGUCGUUUUGUGAAUUUUUGAGAAAAUUUGAAACAAAAUUUCCAAUGUCAAUAAAAAAAAAAAAUUCGUCAAUAUUCGGGAUUAGAACGAAAUAAUAGAUAUUUUACGUCACAAAAAAAUAUCAUUGUCACGGAAUUAUUGUCAGUUAAAAAAUUAGCAAAAAUACAAUUUUUUGGGGACAAUUUUUAAAUUAUAUAGCGAAUAAGUUGAUGACAAAUCGACCAAUUAAAUAAUUUAAUGUAAUUGAGAAAAAUCCCAUCUCAAAAAAUUGAAAAACUAUAAAAAUAAUUUUCCUAUACAAUAUUGUGGAAUUAUCAAAGAAAACCUCUCGAGAUUUAUAUAUAUAUAUAUAUAUAACGAAAAAAGUGUAAAAAAAAAAAUGUGGUACAUAUAUAGAAGAAUAACGAAUGUUUAAGACACUGAGACAAUUGAACCCAUAUUUAGGUACAUAACAUAUUUUACAACAAAGAAAAGAAAAAAUCACACAAUUGUGCGCCUAAAAAUUUUCUCAUUAUAAAGGUGAUAUAACACUUCUUCAUUAAAAAGAGAAUCGCAUUUUUAAUUAACGAAAAUUGCUAAGAGAUGUAAUUUAAUAGUACAUAAGUUGGAAUUUAGGAAAAUUUUAAAUAAAGAAAAGUACCAUACAAUUCUAAAAAAAAAAAAGAAACGAGAAAACGAAAGAAAAUUUUGUGACAACAGAAUUCUUUUUAAUCGAAUAAAAUAAAACUUCAACUUCUAGAUUCGGGAUUCCCAAAAAAAAAAAAAGUAAAAAAGAAAAAAAAAUGCGUGCGAAUCUUGGAUAGGUAGAAUUAUAUAAAAUUAUUGUAAAAAAAAAGAAAGAAAGAAGAUCGCUCAAAACUUUUUAAAUAAAAAAUACAACUACACACAAUUUGCCUAUAUCGGUAUUUAUGUGAAAGAAAGAAAAAACAAAAAUACUGACUGAAGAACUGCAGUAGUUGUAAUAAACAUCGUUAUAAAGGAAAAAAAAAACGACUUGAUUAUGUAUUCUUAAGUAUCAAAUAAAUAUCAGUCGUAAAAUUUAAUGUAUAACAUCUUAUAAUUGAUCUUCUUUGGAGAACAUCUGCCAUUUUAUAUCAAUAAUAACAAAAGAACUGUAUAAGUAA
This is a messenger RNA of Leptopilina boulardi, 5994 nucleotides long. RefSeq names its product glucose transporter type 1 (gene Glut1). The coding region runs from base 850 to 3396 and encodes 848 amino acids. Lineage: Eukaryota; Metazoa; Arthropoda; Insecta; Hymenoptera; Figitidae. Gene Ontology annotation, biological process: monosaccharide transmembrane transport. The record is from RefSeq and is a predicted model, not a curated record. The transcript has 15 exons. Gene Ontology annotation, cellular component: membrane. Gene Ontology annotation, molecular function: hexose transmembrane transporter activity.